This is a messenger RNA of Gastrolobium bilobum, 882 nucleotides long. RefSeq names its product NADPH-dependent aldehyde reductase 1, chloroplastic-like. The record is from RefSeq and is a predicted model, not a curated record. The transcript is spliced from 4 exons. Lineage: Eukaryota; Viridiplantae; Streptophyta; Magnoliopsida; Fabales; Fabaceae. Gene Ontology annotation, molecular function: oxidoreductase activity. Bases 1 to 882 code for a protein of 293 amino acids.
AUGGCGAGCAAGGAAGCUAAGUUCCCACCUCAGAGCCAGGAAACUCAGCCAGGCAAAGAGCAUGUGAUGGAACCAAUCCCACAAGCUAUAAAUCCUGACUACAAGCCCUCCAAUAAGCUUCGGGGGAAGGUGGUGUUGGUGACAGGCGGUGACUCAGGGAUUGGCAGAGCGGUGUGCCUGUGUUUCGCAAAAGAGGGUGCAACCGUGGCUUUUACAUACGUGAAGGGUCACGAGGACAAGGAUAAGGAUGAUACUUUGAAGAUGCUGCUUGAAGCUAAGACAAGCGAUGCAGAAGAACCGUUGGCAAUAGCGGCUGAUAUUGGAUAUGAUGAGAACUGCAAACAGGUCGUUGAACUAGCUGUGAAAGAAUACGGACGCAUUGAUGUUCUAGUGAACAAUGCAGCCGAGCAGCAUUUGAGAAACUCAGUAGAGGAAAUCACUGAAAAGCAGCUUGAAAGGGUCUUCAAGACCAAUAUCUUUUCACAGUUCUUCUUGGUCAAGCAUGCUCUGAAGCACAUGAAAGAAGGGAGCUCCAUCAUCAACUCAACUUCAGUUAAUGCCUACAGUGGGAAUCCAGAAUCGCUGGACUACACGGCCACAAAGGGAGCCAUUGUGGCUCUCACUAGAGCUCUUGCUCAGGAACUAGUGAGCAGGGGAAUUCGGGUGAAUGCUGUGGCUCCAGGUCCAGUGUGGACGCCAAUACAACCUGCUACCAAGCCUCCUGAGAUGAUCCAGAACUUGGGUUCUGAUGUUCCAAUGAAGCGAGCAGCUCAGCCUUCUGAGAUUGCACCAUGUUAUUUAUUCUUGGCAUCCCUUCAGGACUCUUCCUACUUUACUGGCCAAGUCCUCCAUCCAAAUGGAGGGAUGAUCGUCAAUGCUUAA